GGACACACGUAAUUCUUGGCUGAUGUCACGAACAUUAACUAAAAUUUGUGAAAAGUAUUUGUUUGAAAAGUGAAAUUGUGUUUUUUGUUUAAUCUAAAGUUAGAAUCGUUAUUAUAUGCAAAAAAUUGUGUCGCGAGAGUCGUAAUKUGUUGUGUUURUAUUGGGAAAAUUUCGUAAGUGCGUUUUCGGGUUUGUUCGUGGGUGUAUAUGCGCGUAUUUAUGAAUGUAACAAUUGCGUUGGUACUUCACGCGGUUCUCGCUUGGUUUAUGUAUGUCGCGUGUGUCGAAUAUUAAGUGCCAUAGUAUAGUGUUCCUUUAAAAAAAGCGCGUGGAGCAAUAUGGCCAAGGCAUGUUUAAAUAAGGUGCAGUACUACAAAGAUGUCAUCAUAAUUUUCGUGUGUCGGCAAAAUAAUUGGGGGCAUAAAGUGACCGUCGAGCGGUGACAGCUGCGCGAUAGCAAAAAAUAAAAUCGCUGAUAGUUUUUGCAUUAAGCUUUAACUGUGAAAAAAAAAAGUUUUCGCGUCUUCAGUUAACGGUAAAAUAGCGGUAUAUACGGCAAAUACGGUUUCGGUUUCGCGUUUAAUUUCGCGGUGUUUCGCAUCGGUUACGGUUGAAUUAAAAUUUUUCGGUAUUUAAACGGUAAAAAUAAACAGACGACCAAAUGUUGGCCUUUCAUAACGAGCACAUUGCAAGUUGUGCCUUUUUAACUUACUUUAGCCCGGAGAGCACAACGACGGCUGCUAAUUCGCCAACAACGCCACAAGCAGCUGUGCUCAAUGAUAAAACGGCCUUAACUGGGAUGAACCGUGCUUUACAGCUCAAGCCAGCUGAAAGUGAAAGUCGAAGCGAGCAUUUAGAUCGCAAACUGUUCGUUGGUAUGCUAAGCAAGCAACAAACCGAAGAGGAUGUUAGACAAAUAUUCAGCCCAUUUGGCAGCAUAGAAGAGUGCACCAUAUUGCGUGGUCCGGAAGGCGCCAGCAAAGGUUGUGCUUUCGUCAAAUUUAGUUCACAACAGGAGGCCCAGUCCGCCAUAACCAAUUUACACGGAAGUCAAACUAUGCCGGGUGCUUCCUCCAGUCUUGUUGUGAAAUUUGCCGAUACUGAGAAAGAGCGACAGAUACGACGUAUGCAACAAAUGGCGGGUCAUAUGAAUUUACUUAAUCCCUUUGUCUUUAAUCAAUUUGGACCAUAUGGAGCUUACGCGCAGCAACAACAAGCUGCUUUAAUGGCCGCCGCUGCCACUGCACCCGGCUCGUAUAUGAAUCCGAUGGCCGCGUUGGCAACGCAAAUACCUCAUGGCUUAAAUGGCACCGGUCAACCAUCGCUGCCCUCACCGACCAUGCCCAAUUUCAAUAUGGGCGCUCAAACGCCAAAUGGACAACCCGCUGCUGCAGCGGCCGCAGCAGCCGCCGCCGCCGCUGAUGGCGUCUUUACGAAUGGCAUUCCGCAAACGGCAUUCCCGGGACAUCCACUCCAUUUAACAAUUCCACCACAAGGUCUGCCUAAUGGUGAUGCUGCCGCCUUACAGCAUGCCUUCACUGGAAUGCCACCAUUUCCAGGAGUUGCCUUUCCCGCCGUUUAUGGACAAUUUCCACAAGCUUUACCACCACCUCUAGCGGCGGUUGCACCCACUCAACGUGAAGAUUUUCUGAUGUUCCCAGGAUGUUCGAUUUCGGGACCGGAGGGAUGUAAUCUAUUCAUAUAUCAUUUGCCGCAAGAAUUCGGCGAUGCGGAAUUGAUGCAGAUGUUCCUGCCAUUUGGUAAUGUGAUCAGUUCAAAGGUCUUCAUUGAUCGCGCUACAAAUCAGAGUAAAUGUUUUGGUUUUGUUUCAUUCGAUAAUCCUGCCAGCGCUCAAGCGGCCAUUCAGGCAAUGAAUGGUUUCCAGAUUGGCAUGAAAAGACUGAAAGUUCAACUGAAGCGGCCAAAGGAUGCCAGCCGACCCUAUUAACAAUCGGAGUUCCUUAAAGCGUUAAACAACAUUAACAAUUACAAACGAUUACUUCUUUCGAAAAUAAUGAUGAAACAGUAAUUCCAAGAGCAACAAAAAAAUAUACACAAAUAUAUAACAAAAAAAUCUAUUUUCAAAUAGAACAAAAAAAAAUKAAACAAAACUAAAAGUAAAAGCGCAGCAAGUAAGCCUCUACAUAUAACAACAGUCAGCGGCAGUAACAGCCAGCAGCAAAAGAAAAAAAAGUCGCAGUAAAGUAGUCAAUAGAUUCCAAUAAACUGAAUACAAAUACUGAUUCCGCAAAAUAAAUUCACCAAGCAACAUAUGUGCAAGUUUACAAUAAUGAAUAUCCCAGUGCAA
Bactrocera latifrons is the source of this 2308-nucleotide messenger RNA. RefSeq names its product CUGBP Elav-like family member 4 (gene bru3). The transcript has 12 exons. NCBI's taxonomy places the organism in Eukaryota, Metazoa, Arthropoda, Insecta, Diptera, Tephritidae. The record is from RefSeq and is a predicted model, not a curated record. Gene Ontology annotation, cellular component: cytoplasm; ribonucleoprotein complex; nucleus. The coding region runs from base 662 to 1948 and encodes 428 amino acids. Gene Ontology annotation, biological process: mRNA splice site recognition; regulation of alternative mRNA splicing, via spliceosome. Gene Ontology annotation, molecular function: mRNA binding.